GGUGAUUCCAGACACGCCAAGGUCAACUGUCCUCUUGCAGCAUUCGCCCCGCGGACUCGAAACGACCAUGGCAGACGAGCCGACGCUCCCCCGGAUGCCCGGCGUGUCCUGGGACGCAGGAACUGAGACAUUCGCAAACACCAGAAAACGCGCGCGCAAUCUCCUCAACCCCCCACCUCCGUUGUUCAACAAUUCGAGUGAUCCGGCCGUCUUCUCGAGCGACGAUGAUCCGCACGUGGACAACUACACCCAAGGCAGGCACAAGAAGAAACGCUAUGUCGGUUCGUGGUUUCAGCAGCAGCUCGCCUCGUCGGACCCAGCACUUGGCGAAGAUACGCGGAACCAGUCCAGGGGUGGCAAGAGAACACUAGAGAGGCAAAUGGACAGUGGAGUGUGGAUGGGCAGCGACGACUCGGCCGAUCUAGACAUGGGCGAAUCCGUAUUCGAGCUUGCGCCCGCGGAGCCGAGGCUUCCUCAACUGAGACGCCCGAUCGCUACAAGUCAACUUUCCGAAACAGAAGAGCUCGUCAGAGAGAAGAUUGAGACAGUCGUCGAACAAGGGAUUGAGGACGUUGACUUAUCGUAUGUACCCCAAUUCUUCAAAGCGGACCAAUAGUCCUGUCAACACCUUGGUUUCCUUAUAUCCGCUGACACAUGGCAGUGGUCUUGGCCUGGAAACCGUGU
Messenger RNA from Microdochium trichocladiopsis, 684 nucleotides. RefSeq lists its product as uncharacterized. Bases 68 to 616 code for a protein of 182 amino acids. The transcript has a single exon. NCBI's taxonomy places the organism in Eukaryota, Fungi, Ascomycota, Sordariomycetes, Xylariales, Microdochiaceae. The record is from RefSeq and is a predicted model, not a curated record.